AGCGUUGAAUACGACGUCGUGGAGGAGCAAAGCCUUUUCCCGAAGCAAGAUCGUGGUCGUUGUUGGGGGUUCAGACAGCGCAAUUGAAAGCUCAGGAGCAUUGUUUCGAUAAAUCUGUCGCAGGAAAACAAAACAAAAGGAAAAGGAUGAUUAGCAUUCUCACCCAGGAACGGCUUCUGGGAGCUUCAUUGGGAGUUGUAUUGACGGGAGUUGUUGUGUUUGAGCAACGCAGAUACAUCUACGCUUCUAUUUCCGAUUCCCAAUCUCAGUUGGUUAUACUGCCACACUUCACUGCAUGGGAAGGAUUCAAAAUGAGAGAUGGAAUUGUUCACCAUGUUCAUGUUAAAGAACCUAUAUUUGGGAAGAAGUCACGUUCUGAAUUUGCACAUGUAUGGAACAAAACUGUGGAUCAGACAUUUGGACCUUUGAUAAAGUCUCUCAGCUCACGUGGAUGGUAGAAAUGUUAUGAGUGAUUUUAUUUUUAGUACCAUCUCUUGUAAUUUUGAUAUCAAAACAUACAAUACUUGGCCUUAUUUUUGCCUUAUUCUAAAUAGUUUGUUAAAUGGUUGUGCACAUGGGCAGUGCUGACGAUGUUUAAAAACCAGUGUAAUGUUUUCUGCAAUACUUUUGUGUUGCUUUAAUAUAUGAAUCAAGAUACCUGAUUCUUCUUCCUUGGAGCA
Glycine soja is the source of this 680-nucleotide messenger RNA. RefSeq lists its product as uncharacterized. The transcript is spliced from 4 exons. Lineage: Eukaryota; Viridiplantae; Streptophyta; Magnoliopsida; Fabales; Fabaceae. The record is from RefSeq and is a predicted model, not a curated record. Bases 147 to 458 code for a protein of 103 amino acids.